AUGAAAGGAGCUGUUGUCUCGCUGCUGUGGCUAGCGGGUCUUGCUGCAGCCCAAAGUAGCUCCCCAUCACCAUCCGUCGUCACAUUGUCGGGUUCCCAACGGAGUCUUACCGGCGACGACCUUGCGCCCAAUCCAACGGUGCCCUCGGACUUUGAAGGCAGCACCUUUGCGACCGUCACCUCGCCUGUCUCGGCCUCGUCGGGCCAGACCCGCUCGUCCAAUGGCACCACAACCAGCGGCCAGCCCAUCACCAACAUCGGAAAUGGAAACAGGACCAUGACACCAACUGGCAGUGGCACAGCGCCUCCCCUGCCAUCCAACACGCAGCCGUGCAACAACUAUCUCGAGUUCUGCAACCGCAAGUACUCCAACAUCACCGAGGUCUGCGCCCACAACUCGCCCUACACGCGCAAGAACAACAUUGCGCGCAACCAACAAUACUCGGUCAAGCAGCAACUCGACGACGGAAUCCGCAUGCUGCAGGGCUCAGCCCACUAUGUCAAUGGCACCUUGUACUACUGCCAUUCCUCGUGCGACCUGCUCAACGCCGGCACAGUCGAGGACUACCUCCGCCAAGUCACUGAAUGGGUAGAGGCCCACCCGUUUGACGUCGUCACCAUUCUCUUUGGAAACUCGGACUGGGACAAGAAAACCGCAGACGGCAAGCCCCUCGUUACGUCGGUCAACUUUGCAGAGCCCAUUGAAGCCUCGGGCCUUCGCAAGUACAUCUACCAACCGCCCAAGACUGCCAUGGAGCUCAACGACUGGCCCACGCUCGGCGAGCUGAUCCUCAACAACGACCGCGUCAUCACCUUUAUCGACUACAACUACGACACAGACGCCGUGCCGUACAUCCUCUGGGAGUUCUUCAACAUGUGGGAAACGAAAUUCUCGCCCACCGACAUCGCCUUCCCCUGCAACCUCGGCCGCCCGGAGGGCAUGUCGGAGCAAAAGAUGCGCGAAAUCCUCUACAUGGCCAACCACAACCUCAACGCCGAAAUUUCGUUUGCCGGCCUCAACCUCCUCGUUCCCAACGUCGCCCGCAUCAAGCAAACAAACGGCCUCGAGGGAGAAGGCAGUCUGGGUCUCAUGGCCAACACGUGCACUAAUGACUGGGGCCGUCCUCCAAACUUCCUCCUCGUCGACUUUUACAACGAGGGCCCUACAAACGGCUCCGUCUUUGAAGUCGCUGCCCGCGCCAACAACGUCACGUACACCCGCAAGUGCUGCGGUACCACGUCGAUUGCUAGCUUCCCUUUGCUUCCUACAUACGCUACUACCAUCAUGGCUGCUGCUCUCAUUGCCCUUUUCGCUUUGUAA
Exserohilum turcica Et28A is the source of this 1320-nucleotide messenger RNA. RefSeq lists its product as uncharacterized. The transcript has 2 exons. The record is from RefSeq and is a predicted model, not a curated record. Gene Ontology annotation, biological process: lipid metabolic process. Bases 1 to 1320 code for a protein of 439 amino acids. Lineage: Eukaryota; Fungi; Ascomycota; Dothideomycetes; Pleosporales; Pleosporaceae. Gene Ontology annotation, molecular function: phosphoric diester hydrolase activity.